GGCGCGAUGGCGGCGGGGGCAAUGGUGGCGGCGGCGGGCGGCAGCGACUUCUCGGAUCUGCGGGAGAUCAAGAAGCAGCUGCUGAGUGUGGCGGAGCGGAGCCGCGAGCGCGGGCUGCAGCACAGCGGGAAGUGGGCUGCUGAACUUGCAUUCGCCCUGGAGCCACUGCCACUGAGCGAGCUGCCGCCUCCGCCCGUGCUCACCGAGGAGGAUGCUCGUGAUCUGGAUGCCUACACGUUGGCCAAGUCUUACUUUGAUCUCAAGGAAUAUGACAGGGCUGCCUACUUUUUACAGGGCUGCAAGAGCCAGAAAGCUUACUUCUUGUACAUGUACUCCAGAUACCUGUCAGGGGAAAAGAAAAAGGAUGAUGAGACAGUUGAUAGUUUGGGACCUCUGGAAAAAGGACAGGUGAAAAAUGAAGCUCUACGAGAAUUGAGAGUUGAGCUCAGCAAGAAACACAAGGCACAGGAACUGGAUGGAUUUGGCCUUUAUCUGUAUGGUGUUGUGCUGCGGAAACUGGACCUGGUGAAAGAAGCAAUAGAUGUGUUUGUUGAAGCUGCUCAUGUUCUGCCUUUGCACUGGGGAGCUUGGCUGGAACUUUGCAACUUGAUUACAGAUAAAGAGAUGCUGAAGUUCCUGUCCUUGCCAGAUACAUGGAUGAAAGAGUUCUUUCUUGCACACAUUUAUACAGAGCUGCAGCUGAUAGAGGAAGCUCUACAGAAGUAUCAGUCUCUCAUUGAUGCAGGAUUUUCCAAAAGCACUUAUAUAAUCUCUCAGAUUGCAGUUGCCUACCACAAUAUAAGAGAUAUUGACAAAGCUUUAUCGAUCUUUAAUGAGCUAAGGAAACAAGAUCCUUACAGGAUAGAAAACAUGGACACUUUCUCCAACUUACUCUAUGUAAGGGGCAUGAAGCCUGAGUUGAGCUACCUGGCUCAUAAUCUCUGUGAGAUAGACAAGUACCGUGUUGAGACCUGCUGUGUAAUUGGAAAUUAUUAUAGCUUGCGUUCCCAGCAUGAAAAAGCAGCACUCUAUUUCCAGAGGGCCUUGAAACUGAAUCCUCGUUAUCUAGGAGCCUGGACACUUAUGGGACAUGAGUAUAUGGAGAUGAAGAACACAUCUGCAGCUAUCCAGGCUUAUAGGCAUGCAAUAGAGGUGAACAAAAGGGACUACAGAGCAUGGUAUGGCUUGGGGCAAACCUAUGAAAUCCUCAAAAUGCCAUUUUACUGUCUCUACUACUACCGACGGGCCCACCAGCUCAGACCAAAUGACUCUCGUAUGCUGGUUGCUCUAGGAGAAUGCUAUGAGAAACUCAAUCAGUUGGUGGAAGCUAAGAAGUGCUAUUGGAGAGCUUAUGCUGUGGGAGAUGUGGAGAAAAUGGCACUUGUGAAACUCGCCAAGUUGCAUGAACAGCUGAAUGAAUCUGAACAGGCAGCUCAAUGCUACAUCAAAUACAUCCAGGAUAUCUAUUCCUGUGGGGAGGUAGUGGAGCACCUGGAGGUCAGUACUGCAUUUCGUUACCUGGCCCAGUACUACUUCAAAUGUAAGCUUUGGGAUGAAGCCUCAGCAUGUGCUCAGAAAUGCUGUGCCUUCAAUGAUACUAGAGAAGAAGGAAAAGCCCUGCUGCGCCAGAUCUUACAGCUUCGCAACCAAGGAGAAACAUCAUCCGCAGAUGUUGCCGCUCCCUUUUUCCUUCCGGCAUCAUUGUCAGCCAACAACACUCCCACACGUCGUGUCUCCCCCCUCAAUCUGUCUUCUGUAACUCCAUGAACAAUUCUGAUACCUCUGACUUGUGCAUUGGAUGUGACAUCGCAAGUGGGACAUGCAACCACUUCUUUCUCGGGAAAUUCCUCCUUUUGUUGUUGCCCUCCCAUAAAGGGAAGGAGUUAGCAGAGCCCACAGCUGAAGAGAGACGGGCCCCAACAGGGAAAGGGGAGCCUGAUGUCAAAGUGCCUGUGCUGCAGUGUGAGAACCUGCUCUACUUCUCACAAAGUCAUUCCAGUCAGAGGCCAGACAUGUCCCACUACACAGGACUGCUAAGUAAGGCAUUUGGAAGAGCUGUCUGCUUGAGUUAAAAUACAUUUUAAGUUUGAUUCUGCCAAGUUACCUCUGGUCUUUACUGCACUUCUUUGGAGGACCUCUUAGUGGUAUCACUGCUGUCCUCAUCAGAAACUGUUACCUAUCUUUCUACGUAAUGACUUUUGCUUGUCUUGAACUACACAGCAGUAGAAUAGGCACUUAGAGAUAGGUCCCAUGGAUAUGUUAAAGGAUUGGUAAAUGUCAGAGGAAUCCCAAGUAGCCUCAGGUGACAGCUGUCUGAGUUCUCACUGUAGAUCUGAUGGAUAGUUUUGUCUUUCAGUAGAAAAGCAGUUGGGAUAGCACAAUUGAAAAAUAAUGAAGUUACAGUUCUUGGGCUUUAUGGUUCAGGUUCCAUGUGUACUGUAGCAAUGGAAUCAAAUGAACUAUAAUGGAUGAUUUUGUUAAGAAGGCAAAAAGAUAAUUAUGCCUUUGUUUCAGAAUUUACAGCCUAUAAAUUUUCAGAAUUU
Molecule: messenger RNA, 2543 nt
Organism: Melozone crissalis (California towhee)
Lineage: Eukaryota; Metazoa; Chordata; Aves; Passeriformes; Passerellidae
Gene: CDC23
Product: cell division cycle 23
Exons: 16
Coding region: 7-1767 (586 amino acids)
Biological process (GO): cell division
Cellular component (GO): anaphase-promoting complex
Molecular function (GO): protein binding
Source: RefSeq, a predicted model, not a curated record